This is a messenger RNA of Bipolaris victoriae FI3, 684 nucleotides long. RefSeq lists its product as hypothetical. Lineage: Eukaryota; Fungi; Ascomycota; Dothideomycetes; Pleosporales; Pleosporaceae. The coding region runs from base 1 to 684 and encodes 227 amino acids. The record is from RefSeq and is a predicted model, not a curated record. The transcript has a single exon.
AUGGACUUUUCCGGUAUUGAAUUGCACUUCCGUACCCCACGACUAGGCUUCCAAGUCUUUCAUUACUCAAACGAUAUCUCCAACCCCCACGCCCUGCCCUUGGCACACAACAUUGGAAUCUUUAACACCCUUGAGCAAGCACAAGAUGCAGCCCAAACCGAGUUGGCACAUGUCUUGGAAUUCCAUCUCAACCAAGGGCACGUCGGUCGUUGUUUUCGCGACAUGAAUCUCAGUCUGCGCGGUCUCAUCACAGCGUACGUGGACAGCUUGAAUGACACCAGACAGUUGGUUCGGCGCGAGCUCAUUUUGAGCGAAUUCCACAUUGUGAAAGUUGACGUCUGGGAUCCAUCGUGGGCUGUUGAGGCCCAGAGGGCUGUUCAUGAAAGCAAUGUGCAAGCGCAUGGAGCAGUCAUGCCAACACGUGAACCAUCCACGCACAAAUGUCCUUCGGAAAUAAAUUCAACAUAUGUUCAGCACGAUGAAGAACGUUCGCCAGAAUGGGCAAGAUCUCGCAUCCCACUAUUUGCUCGUCGAGACGAAUGGCCCUUGCGUCGACCAGGCGACCCACCUUACACAGUACGAAUGGGCUUUUCGCCACCAAAGUUAAUACCUUGUAUUCGGUCCGUAUCCGAGCAGUUAGUCAAACCUCAAAAUAGUAAGCUUUUGCGAAGAAACAGCUGGUGA